AUGCUCUCCCCAGGCAUGUGCAGCAGCUUGAGCAUUCAAUGCAAUGAAAGAGACCGUCAUCUUCUCCUAAAAUUCAAACACGCUGCUUCUGAUCCAUACGCCAUCCUCUCUACUUGGGCUGAUGAACAAGAUUGCUGUCAGUGGGAAGGAAUUCAGUGUGACAACACCACUGGUAGAGUGAUCAUGCUUAACCUCCCAUGUUCUCCACAACCCAGUGCUACUGAUUGUGAUGAAGAGGACGAAAGGCAGUGUCUUACAGGUGAUCUCCACCUAUCUUUGCUUCAGCUUGAGUUUCUAAAUUACUUGGAUUUGAGAAAUCAUGACUUCCAUGCUGUUAUCCAAAAUGAUCGUGUGGAUAUCUCAAACUCUACCAAUCCAUCUGUGUUUGAGUGCCAAAAUUCCUCUAAUCUUGGUUAUCUUGAUUUAUCCGAUAAUGAGCAUCUUCACUUUGAUAGUCUUGAUUGGCUUUCCCGUGUUCCAUCCUUGAAAUAUGUUGACCUCAGUGGCAUUAGUCUUCGAGGGAGAGUUGACUGGCCUCAAUUAGCAACUCUUGUUCCUUUCCUUUCGGAGUUGUACUUUGAUAGUUGUCAGCUUUCAAACAUUAGUCCUUCUCUCGGUUAUGUCAAUUUUACUUCGCUUGAAGUUCUUGGCCUCGCUCAUAAUGAUUUUAGCUCUGAAUUUCCAGAUUGGUUAGGCCAGCUUGAACAUCUACAGGUUCUUGAUGUUGGUGAAAAUUCCUUCUCUGGUCCAAUUCCAGAUUGGCUAGGCCAACUUGAACAUCUACAGGUUCUUAAUGUUGGUGAAAAUUCCUUUUCUGGUCCAAUUCCAGAUUGCUUAGGCCAACUUGAACACCUACAGUUUCUUGAUGUUAGUGCAAAUUCCUUAUCUGGUCCAAUUCCUUCAACUUUGGGAGAUAUCUCAUCCUUGAUUCGCUUGGAUGUUAGUUCAAAUUACUUAAAUGAACGUCUACCGGAAACUAUUGGACAACUCUUCAACUUGGAGGAAUUACAUUUUGAUGAUAACCACUUGACAGGACAACAAAAUAUCAGGUUCAUUACCCAUUUGUCUGAAAAAUCUGACAGCUAUGACUUCCCCUAA
Messenger RNA from Neltuma alba, 1098 nucleotides. Its product is annotated as receptor-like protein 19. Gene Ontology annotation, molecular function: protein binding. The transcript is spliced from 2 exons. Bases 1 to 1098 code for a protein of 365 amino acids. Lineage: Eukaryota; Viridiplantae; Streptophyta; Magnoliopsida; Fabales; Fabaceae. The record is from RefSeq and is a predicted model, not a curated record.